AUGUCGAGCCGCGACCAGAUCCUGUCGCCACGAGCGGUCGAGGGCAUGAUUGCAGACGGUGGCAUUAUUGUCAUCUUCGAAGAUUACGUCCUGCGACUCGACUCGUGGGCCGACAAACAUCCUGGUGGCCGUCUGGCGAUCCAGCACGUUGUUGGCAAAGAUGCAACCGACGAAAUCAUGGCGUACCAUUUUGCUGGGACAAUCAGCACGAUGAAAGCCUACCGGAUAGGCCGGAAGCCAAUGGGACCCUGGGCCAACAUGACACCACCAAUAAGAGGAGGCAUCUACCGCCGGCCCAGCAUCUCACUAGGCGAUGACAGUCCCACCCUCCACGUUCUCGAUGCGGCUCUAUCCGAUGACGGUGCAUCCACUGGGUGUGACCACGUCAUUGACCUCAGUCCCUGUCUUGCCCGUAAGCCUGUCGCGGCUAUUCGGAGCCCCGGCACGCCCGAUCCCGAAAAGGUAGCCGGCCUUGACGAUGCCGACGAAAAGACCGGUCUGCUCGCUGGCGGUGGGAGGGCGGGAGACAUCCCCACCAUCCUUAUGACGCCUGAGAAAUACACCGACUGGGCCGUGCAGCAAGAGAUCGAACAGGGCCUCCGCGACUACCCGUCUCUAGACCCCCUGGUGCAGCAGGACAUUGUGCGCAAAUACCGGCUCAUGCACCAACAGGUCAUCGACGAGGGCCUCUACGAGUGCAGGUACAUCGAAUACGGCAAAGAAAUGGUCCGGUACACCAGUCUGUUCGCUCUCUUCCUCGUUGCCCUGCACUACAGCUGGUACAUAACCUCUGCUGUCUUCCUGGGACUUUUUUGGCACCAAAUUAUGUUUACUGCGCACGAUGCUGGACACCGAGCAAUCACCCAGAAUUUUGUCGUUGACACGUUGAUCGGCCUCUUUGUCGCUGACUUCUGCUGCGGGCUGUCCAUCGGCUGGUGGAAGCGCAGCCAUAACGUCCAUCAUCUCAUCACGAACCACCCGGAACACGAUCCGGACAUCCAGAACGUGCCGCUUUUUGCCACCUGCCCAUCGUUCUUCAGGUCCGUCUACUCGACAUACUACGACUUCACAUUUGCCUGGGAUGCCGUGGCCAACUUCUUGGUCCCGUACCAGAGCUACACGUACUAUCCCAUCAUGGGCGUUGCUCGUUUCAAUCUCUACUUUCUCUCCUGGCUGCACGUCCUGUCGUCCAAGGCAUCUGCGCUCGGCAACACCAAGGCCUGGUGGAUUCGGUGGACCGAGAUCGUCUUCAUGACCUGCUUCUGGUUCCUCUUUGGCUACUGCUUGGUGUGGCGCACGCUGCCGAACUGGCCGGUCCGCGUUGCCUUCGUUCUCGUCUCGCACAUAGUUACUAUGCCGUUGCACAUUCAGAUCACGCUGUCCCACUGGGGUAUGUCGACAUCUGAGCUCGGCGAGUCUGAGUCCUUUGCCCAGCGCCAGCUGCGCACCACCAUGGACGUCGACUGCCCGGCCUGGCUCGAUUUUAUCCACGGUGGCCUGCAGUUCCAGGCUGUUCACCAUCUGUUUCCCCGCGUGCCGCGCCACAACCUGCGCCGCGUGCAGGAGCUCGGCCUGGCCUUCUCGCGCGAGACUGGCGUUCCUUACACCAUCUUCAACUUUGUUGACGGCAACCGCAAGGUGAUCGACCGCCUUGGCGAGGUGGGCGACCAGGUCCGCAUCCUGGUCCAAUGUCAAAAGUACAUGGCCGAAACCCGCACGAGCGGCUUGCAUUAG
Grosmannia clavigera kw1407 is the source of this 1734-nucleotide messenger RNA. Its product is annotated as delta-9 acyl-CoA desaturase. Gene Ontology annotation, molecular function: oxidoreductase activity, acting on paired donors, with oxidation of a pair of donors resulting in the reduction of molecular oxygen to two molecules of water. The transcript is spliced from 3 exons. The coding region runs from base 1 to 1734 and encodes 577 amino acids. NCBI's taxonomy places the organism in Eukaryota, Fungi, Ascomycota, Sordariomycetes, Ophiostomatales, Ophiostomataceae. Gene Ontology annotation, biological process: lipid metabolic process. Gene Ontology annotation, cellular component: membrane. The record is from RefSeq and is a predicted model, not a curated record.